GGCAGAUGGCAGCAGACUGGGACAGACAUACGAAGAGAGGAGUAGCAUAAGUGUCAAGGUAUAGUUUUAAGCAAACCAGAUCCAAGAUCAUGGCACAUUUCUAUGGAACGGAGAAAGCUGAUCAUGAAACACAGCUAGACCAAGCUGACGUGUCCUUAUGUGAAUGGGAGCCAGAAAACGUUGAGAACUCCGAUCUAAACAGUGGCUUCUCUCUUGACACGGACAUGCCGCUGGAAAAAAUGGAACUAGACUUGGAGCUCCAGCCGAGUUCAAGCACCACAGAUGGCAGCAUCUUGAGAAGAUCCAACAGCGCCCCUGUGAUCAAUGGGCUUGGUGAUAAUUCACAGAUGUUCCAAGCUGACACGCUAAGAGCUAGAGGAAACAGUAUAACCUCCAUAACCCAACACUGUCUGGAGGAAGGCAUGGAUUUAAUAAAUAGAGAAGCAAUGCGUACAUGGGAGGUACAAACCGCAAUACAGAUAGGUCAACCUUGGAAAGAAAAUUCGAACCUGGAUGAUGAGAGCUCCGCAGCGUGGACAACGGCUAACUCAAGUGACAGCAACCUAGAGAAGCCAGCUUCUCCAAAGUGCUUUGAUUUAUCCCCAGCAGCUUCUCCCCCUAUGGGGAUUGAGCAGCUGUGUUCUUCUACGUCAUCGCAAACUUGUAUGAGUUGCACCGGUUCACCUCUGGCUCCUGUUGCUAAUCCUAUGGAAGAAUUUACAAUAAGAAGAAGUCAAAGCCCCACCAACACUAUUACACCAAGUAUUCUUGGACCAUUAAAAAGAAAAGCUGAAAUGGCAUUUGAAGAUCAGCCAAAGAGAUUUUUCCAAGGCCCAACCGACGUGCUUCCUUCUGAUACUAACCAGGUGUCUGAUAUGAAUGCCUGAUUUUUCCACAUGGAAUAUCUGUUGUUUAUAUAAUCAAGAAAUAAUGGAAGUUAAAACAAAUAUUUUUUAGAAACUCAUAUGCAGUUAUUAAUUAUGUGAGGGAGAGGAUGAAAGGAUCAGGACUCCCUUACCACUAUUGGACUCUUCACUUACUUCUAUUUGAACUUUUGUUGAAGGAGAGUCAAAGAGCCUUUAAACUAUUGGAAAGUUCUACUCAUUAAAAAAUUCUUCCUGGGGCUGGUCCCAUGGCCGAGUGGUUAAGUUCGUGCGCUCCACUUCAGCGGCUCGGGGUACGCCGGUUCGGAUCCUGGGCGCGGACCUAGCACUGCUCAU
This is a messenger RNA of Equus caballus (horse), 1220 nucleotides long. RefSeq names its product PABIR family member 3 (gene PABIR3). Gene Ontology annotation, cellular component: nucleus; cytoplasm. The record is from RefSeq and is a predicted model, not a curated record. NCBI's taxonomy places the organism in Eukaryota, Metazoa, Chordata, Mammalia, Perissodactyla, Equidae. Gene Ontology annotation, molecular function: protein serine/threonine phosphatase inhibitor activity. Gene Ontology annotation, biological process: mitotic G2/M transition checkpoint.